Molecule: messenger RNA, 8683 nt
Organism: Trichoplusia ni (cabbage looper)
Lineage: Eukaryota; Metazoa; Arthropoda; Insecta; Lepidoptera; Noctuidae
Gene: Enoph
Product: claspin-like
Exons: 22
Coding region: 306-6815 (2169 amino acids)
Molecular function (GO): acireductone synthase activity; magnesium ion binding
Source: RefSeq, a predicted model, not a curated record
CGAUGCCACCUUUCACUGGUCAAUCAUUUUCGAACGAAUGACUAUGUGUCAAAUGUCAAUUAAAUACGUCAAAUUUAGGUUACUUUUGGCGCGAAGAAUUUUACUUGUGGACAUAUCUAUUUAUUUUUUGUGUGGCACAUUAUUUUAUAAUUCCCCAAGAAAAUGAGUGUUAAUACACAUCUAGACGUUAUUCAAGUAAAACCAUGAUUUGAUUCAGAAUACAAUGAGAUUGCUAUAAGGCCCCGCAAGUGUUGUCGAUUCAAACAAUCACACCAAUAUUGAUAAUUUUAUUUUGUGAUUUAAAAAUGCUAGCUGUCCCAGUUUCUAACAUGCCUGCUGGCGAGGAUUUAAAUAACUUGCCUAGUGAUGACUCUAGCGACGAUAGCUGUGCUCCUACUACUCAAGUGACCAAGAAACGACUUCAAAGAUUUUCCGACAGUGAUACUGAAAAAGAAAAUGUAUCAGACAAUAAAAACCAGGUUCGGGGUAAUCUGUCAGAUUCCAGCAGUAGUGGGAUAGAACGCAGCACCAUACCGUCAAAAUCUCUUGCAAAAAAGUCGCGAAUUCGCGUUGGUGGCAGUAGUUCGGAUUCCGAUGUCACUGAGGGUAUAAGGAGCGUGAAAAAUGAAGAACAACAAAUGAGGAUGAAGAACAAAAGAAACAAAUUAAAAGAUAAGUUCAAAGGUCUCCUCAAUUCAAGAGAUAAGCAGCUAAAAGAUGGUGACAAACAACCAUCAGAAGAUAGUCCUGAUGAAGUUGCAGAUGAUUCUGGUAGUGAAAUGUCUUCCAUAGCCAAAAUUAAGCAGAAAAUAAAAAAGACUAUGGCCUCCAUGUCUUCCAUAUGUGACCCUGAUACCUCUGACGAGGAGGAUAGCAUGAGUAAGAAGCAAAAACCUAAAAAAACAAAGAAACAGCAAAAGGCAACUAAGUUGAUUGAAGCUAAACCACAAAGAAUGUCAGCGAAACAGGCUAUGGAAAACAUGCAGUUAAUCAAAAGUGAAUCUAAUCGCAUGUUGAGGGAGAAAGCUGUAUCUUUGCCAUAUCAUAGACCAAAGGCAUUGUCUCUUAAAGAUAUUAUGGCUAGACGGAAGCCAGCAUUGACAGCAGACGGAAAGGCAUUACCUAUUAAAAUGAAUGGAGAUCAACUGAAACAAUAUGCACAACUAUUAGAGGAGAGACAAAAGGAAAUGAUGGAACUAUGUAAAAGUGAAUCUGAUGAAGAAACAGCUGAAAAUGAUGAAAAAUGUGAAGAAGCCAAGGCAGAAACUGAAUCUAAUAUUGAGACUGACAAAGAAAAGUCAAACAAUAUAAAUGAAUGUCCAGAAAAUGAGACAAUUAAAGACAAUAUUGAAACAACAAGCAAUGAGGCAAAUAUUGUAAAUGAAGUUACUAAUGGAAGUCCAAAUGACGAACUUAAAGACUUACCAGAGACUGAAUUAACAAAGAAUGUUGAUGAAAGUGACAAUACAGCUGAAAAUGCUACUCUUAACCCAGAAAAAGAAACUGAAGAAGAGGAAAAAGAUGAUUCAUGUUCUGAUUUGAAGUUGGUAUACAAUGACUCGAUAGAGGAAGAGGCCACUAAAGAGCAGACUGGUGCCUCUACAAUGAAAGAACAGGAACAGGUUGCACCAGAAAGGAGCGAAGAAACAACAACAAAUUUAGACAAUAAUGCUAAAGUGAAUUCCGAGCCAGAGAGUCAAUUAAUAUCAUUACAUUUUACUGAAAAUAAUACAGAAGAAAAUGGUGUUCAAAAGCCAGUUUCAGCUAUUGAUGAGAGCUCAAAAAAGAUGGAUACUGAAGAUGCUGACAUUCAAGAUAUGUUUUCAGAUGAUGACAUAAAUAUGGAAGAUAUAGAUAAAAUAAUUGAAAAUGCAGAAAUAAUGAAAGAUGACAAUACAAGCCUAAAUUCAAGGAGUUUAAAUGCUAAACCUACAAUAAUGGGAGCCCCUGGCAUGGUCAUAGAUUUGGAUGGUGGCGAUAUUAUGCCCAAAAGGCUAUCUGGUGUUGAACUGCUCAAAGAAAGGUUCACUUACUUUUCAAAAUUGAAAACACCUGAAGAACUUGAGAGAGACAAGGAGAAAAAACUAAAACCAGGUGCACAACAUUUGAAAUUGAAACAGGAAUUAGAAGAACAAAUAGCAGAGCAGCGAUCCCUCGAAUGGGCAAAGCGUCUUGAAGAGGAAAAACAACAAUACAAAGAAAUGGAAUCAAUUCUAGACGAUGCUGAAGACAGCUUUGAAAAGGCUGAAAAAGAUAUCGAAAAAGAUGAAGAAAACAUGGAGAAUGACGCAGAAUCAAGUAGUUCCGAAAGUGAGGAAGAAUUGGAGGAAAAUGAUGUUGAACUCAAAGAUAAACCUAAAAAACAGAAUCCGAUGCUAGAUGACGAGGCUGAGGAGUCUGACUGUGGUGACGAGGUUGAAGCUAACGAGGGUGUUAAUGAUGAGGCUGAUGAUGAAAUCGAUGAAGACAAUGGUGACGAUGACGAUGAUGAUUCAAGUGAUGAGUCUUCUGAAUCAGAAGAGGAAGCUGCAAAGCCUAAAAAAGGCAGAAUACUUAAAGCAUUUGAGGACUCUGAUGAUGAAGAAGUAAAAGAUGAAACUAAAAAUGCUGAUGUACAAAUAGAUAGUAAUGAAGAUACAGCUGCCGUUAGUAACGAGAUCCCAAGUGCUUCACAAGAUGACGUUUUACAAUUAGCACAGAGACACAUAUCUGCAUCCGAUGAUCUAUUCACAAGCCAGGAUAGCUCUCUUAAUGAUAAAAACAAAGAACGGAGCAGUGCAGGCGAUGAUGUUCUAGGGACUCAAACAUUUUCCAUACUGGAUUCCACAGGGGCACCUAAUGUGGAUGAUGAAAUGGACUCUCCAAGUAAAUUUAAUGUUCUGUGUAUGUCGCAGCCAUAUCAAGAUCCUAAUUUAAAAGACAUCGUGGAAGGUUCACAACUACCCAUAACUCAGUCAUCACAAUCGCAACCUCUUGGAGAAGAUAUACUAGCUCUUUGCACCGGCAAGUUUUACGAAAAUGAGUUCGUAUCACCAACCCACGAAAGCCAAAUUAACAAUACCAUUUCUCAAGAAUCAGCAAUAGAUAACUUUAUUGAAAGUCAGGAAGAAACUGCUACACUCACUACCUUAGUUAAUGAAAAGGAAAAUUCUCAAUCGAAAAUAGACAAUUUAAAUAGUUUAGAAGUUAAAACCGCAGAAAAUGAUAAUAAGAAAGUAAAGGAAGAUGGAAUUCUUCUUAAAUCCAUUCUAGACGAGUUACAUGAUCCAGAAUUUGACAAACCAAAGCAGAAUAAAUUCUUUACUGGUGGUACUCAAAAUAAAUCUGAAGAACUUCCCCAAAGUAGUCAAAUGAAGAAGAGGUUUAUUAUUGACUCGGAUGACGAGAAUACAAAUGAUAAUACAGAUAAUCAAGGGAAAAAGAAGAAAAAACUGAAAAAGAAAAAGGCUGAACAGAGAGCUCUGCAGAUUUCAGAUGACGAAGAAGAAGAAUUUGAUCAAGAAGGAGAUGAUGAAUUUAUGUCUGAAGCAGAAGAUAGUAAUGAAAGGGAGGUCGAGUACGAUUCUGAAGAAAAUGAGAUUGAAGUACAACCCGACAAACCUAAAAAGAAACGGAAGGUAGACGAUUUUUUCGAGCAAGAGGCUGAACUGACCAGCGAGGACGAGUGGGUAGGGUCUGGAGACGAAGAUGAGAAGGACCUGGAUAAGAUGGAGCGUGAGGCUGGAGACGACGAGGUCUUCCAUCAAGGAAAGCUCAGGAGGGAGUUGGGGCAGAUACAUAUGCGUGAUGUGUUGGAUCAAGACAAGCGCGAAGUCAGAAUAAUACAGGAGCUGUUGUUUGAAGAUGGCGACCUCGGAGACGGACACCGGCAACGCAAGUUCCGGUGGAGAAACGCAGGUGAUGAAGACGGGACUGGCACAGUGGUUGACGAGUUUGGUGACACACAGGAAGAAGAAUACGAAUCUGAAGAGCAAUGGAGGAAGCAGAGGCAUGAACGUGAAGUGUUUUUGAAACAAAUGCAAGAAAAAGACGAAGCAGAAAGUAGCCUGAACGUCAGUGUUAACAGAACGUCGAUAAUAAAAGCAAAUCUUUUAUCUAAAUCUAUGUCCAUGCUUCUGGAAGAAGUGAAUCAAACGAAUAUUGAGAAAACUGAGAGCCCAGUGCUACAAGAGAAAAAGACUACGAAAGAUAUACCUAGUCCAAAGAAAGCUUUUACUAUCUUCCAGCAAAACUACCAUGGAUCAUUACUAACGCGCGGCCGCGGUGCGCUGGCGCGCCUGGCCGCGCUGGCGACGCCGCUGGCUGCUGAUGACGACGCUCCCAAAACAAGCUCCUUAGCGCCACAUAAAGGAAACUUCGUCUUCGCUGCCCUCACGCCUAAAGAGAAGGAACCGAAGGUGACGAUUAAACGAAAGGCUGAUGCAAACCAGGGAACUCCGAAACUUGUUAAGAAAAUGAAAAUUGAAGAGAAAAAUGACAAGUUAUUUCCAUAUGCUGAAGAAAAUGUAAAGAGCUUCCUAGAUAAUCAGUGGGAGACCGAGGAUGUAAAGAAUGUCGUGUCUGCUCUCCGUAAACUGGCGCUGGAAGACAGGGAGAAUAGCGUUGAUGGAGUGGUCGCUAUUCCAGGAGAGGACGCAUCCAAAGAGGACCAGAUCGAAAGUCUCGUCAAGAGCGUCAAGUGGCAGAUGUCAUCAGACCGUAAGGUGGGCCCGCUCAAGGAGUUGCAGGGGCUCAUCUGGAAGCAGGGAUACGACAAGGGCGACAUCAAGGGACAUGUGUACGAUGACGUGUCGCCGGCCCUCGAGGCGUGGCGGGCCGCGGAAGGCCAGAAGGUGUACAUCUACUCGUCUGGAUCAGUCCAGGCACAGAAACUGUUAUUCGGCCAGUCUUCGGCUGGAGACCUGCUCAAGUACAUUGACGGCCAUUUUGACACCGCUGUAGGUGCUAAGCAAGAACAAGCUAGCUAUGCUGCCAUUGCAGAGAAGAUUGGCUGCAAGCCGGAGGAAGUAUUGUUCCUCACUGAUAUUGUCAAAGAGGCGGAGGCGGCGCGCGCGUCGGGCGUGCAGAGCGCGCUGGUGAGCCGCGAGGGCAACGCGGCGCUGCCCGCGCCCGCGCCCUUCCCCGUGCUGUACUCGCUGGCGCAGCUGGCGCACCCCAACAAGCGCAAGCAGGACCAGGAUGAACAGCCCACCAAAGUAUUGAAGACUGACGUGGACGCUGAUGUCAAGACUGCAGCGGAGUCUGAAGUGACUCCUGCACCAGAGGCACCAUCAGCGGCUGAAGCACCGAAAACAGAAGAACCGCCUACGAAAGUAGCGGAACCUGUUAAAACAGAAACUGCUCCGGUAGCAGAAGUCAAAGAAGUUCCUGAAACCAAACCCGCCGAGGAGCCAGAGAAAAUGGAGGUAGAUGAGCCUGCUGCUAAAGAUGAUGCUGCCCCAGUAGAUAACGAAAAGCCAAUUGAAAAGGUCGAAACUAAAGUGAAGGAAGUUACAGAUGCUAACGAAAUAGCAGACACUCCUGUUUGCGACAUCGAACCAAUAAUAGAAGAGAGUAGCGAUAAGACUGAGAAACCUGAGACUGAAAAUAUGGAAACUGAGUCUUCCGCAUCUGUUACUGAGCCGAAAGAGAGUGCUGAACUCAAGAAUGGCGACAAAGAUGCGCCUAUUCCGGAAGAAACUCCACCUACUACUAUUAUUACAGAGAUCAAGGAUGUCACCGACGAGAAGGAAGACAUAACUGAAGAAAUGAUUGAAAAUGUCGAACCCAUCGUCGAAGAACCCGCACAAGAUAUGGAGGAAUUACAGAAUGUUGGAGAAGUGCUCGAAAAAGAAUGCGACGAAAUUUUGUCAAAAGUGCAAGAUGUUACUAAUUUGGAUAGCAUCCCAAUCAAGCCUCUGCUUAAUACCAUUGCUGAAGAGACGAUGGACACCGAAAAUAUGGACUCAAACGACAUAGUCGAGGGAAUAUUAGAUUCAGAAAUGGAAAUGGAGAUGAAGCAGACUGCAGAAAAGGAAGCCAAAGUGGCAGAGAAAGCAGCUGAGGCUGAGAAAGCUGCAGAAACUAAAGACCUAGCUGAGGAAGCUAAACCUGAAGAAAAAACCGAGAAGCCUGAGCCAGUUAGUACUGAUUCACAAACAGUCCCACCUGAAGAACCCACAGAGAAAGUAACAGAAAAGAAAGUAAUUGAAGAGAAAGUGGAAGAAAGUAGUGCUAAGGAAACAAUAGUAGAGGAAAGCAAACCAGAAGUUGAAAACGUCACAAAAACUGAAGAAGUUAAGGUUGCAAAUAAAACAGAAACUGAAGUCAGUAGCACACCUAAAGCUGACGAUAGCAAAACAAAAGAAAUAGAAACUCAAUUAGAAGAAGUUAAAUCAGCUGAAAAAGUAGAAGCAGAGGGAAAGAAAGUCGAGGUCGAAAAAUCAGAAUCAGAGAAGAAAGAGGUAGCUGUCGAACAAGUCACAAAAGAGGCUGAGCCUACCCCAGUAGAGGCAGAGAAAAAGGAGAAAGUUCCUGAAGAGGCCAAGCCCGAGGAACCUAAAGAAACAAAAGAAGCGCAAGUUAACGGAAAGGCUACCAACGGCGACGCCGCCAUCCCUAAUCUAAACGGCGAUGCUAGCAAAGAAGACGAAUUAAGUGCUCGACUCUCGAUGGAAAACGGGAAAGAGGCAGUGAAUGGUGCGAACGGGGACUCAAACAAAGUAGACCAGGGUAAGAAGGAAAGUGUGGAGGUCGAGGUAGCCGACAUCAAGGUCAAGACCGUCGCUGUAGACGAGCCCCGCAAUGAUCCGAUAGAGCAGCCCACGGAAGCAUAAGAUAUUAAUUACGUGUCGGACGAGUGGAACUGCAGGGCGUCGUAGCGUUGUUGGUUCACAUCAGAAGAUUGACAAGACUGAGGUUGCUGCCACGCUAAAUGACAUCACUUUCUAGUUUAUACGUGUAUUGAAAUUUCACUUGUACCGCGUCGUGGCGGCCGGUGCGCACUGCUGACGCGAACAUAACUUACUCAUACUGUAACCGUAGACACGACUUGUCAGGACGCAUUUUAUUCAACGUAUUACCUUAUACUGUACUUAGGUAACUUUUAGUACUAUUAAUAUUAAGGAAGCCCCAAGUUACGAGACGGUACUUACUUACUAUACAAUAAUGUACUCGACAAGUCUUUGUGUAGAUUUUAAUACAACACCGUUACCAUUGCAUUUCACUGUGACAGGUGUGUACUAAGCUGUAUUGAUUACUGAGCACCAUUCCAGGUUAAGCCUGCCGAAGUGAGAUGCCAUGCGUAGAGGCAAUCUGUUGACGUAAGAUUAAUUUUGCUGUAAGUAAAGUUAUUGAAUGUAAGUCACAUAGAUGUAAGAUCGAAACUUUUAUUAUUAGACAUUCCUGUAAGCGUACAACUAAAUGUGGGUUUAGUAUUUUUAAUGAACUUCUUGCAUAAUUUCUUAUGUUUUGUAAAAUAAGGCCAAAUCAUGGUGCUUUAUACGAGUUGCCUGAAUGUGGGCGUUAUGCUAUUCCACUAUUUCUGUAUUAGCCCGAUCGAUGUGAUGAUACUCAAGUUUUUCGAGUUGUCGGUAGUGCUUCUGUACGCCCUCCGCGCACAAGUUAGAUAUUCCCGUCGGAGGCAGCUGCGGGCGCCGCCAGUGCGCACUGUCUGUCAGCGCUUAUCGUAUUUGACUUAAGUAAGAUCUAUUCAUAAGUAUUAACUGUAUUGUGAUUCUUAAUUAUCGUAUAUGUAUUACUCAACUUUUCUUAAACCCACUGCCAAACCUGUGCAGUGUCUUUUGCCGUUGGUCCGCUGGCUACCGGUGUUAUUGUGAUAUGAGCAUGACGCGGACAGGGGAGUGUUCGAUAGGCUGUGUUAAGUAUUUAUUGGGUCGGGUGCAUAGUGGACGCUUAUGUACAGUUGGUUCUAUUAUUUAUUUAGGCAUCAUAAACUUGUAUGUAUAAAGUUUUAUAUAAAUUUAAUGUAUCUUACUAUUUUUUUUAUAAUUUGGACUUGAUUUAAUGUUUGUGAUGUGACGAGCUUAUUUUUUGCUGUAUGCCUUUUAAAGGGCGAUUAGAACAAAGCAUGUGCGCUUCUUGUAGAAACAUUGUGGUGUUUGUUGGUGCGAAUAUCUGUUAGGUUGUGUUUGUCCUCGCUUUACUGCAACUUUAAUCAUUUCGAAUAAGCUUUAAUUGGGAAAAUGCCAAACAAAAUUGACUGAGAAUUGAACAGAACUAGUCUUAUCUUACUUGGAAUCUCGGUGUAGAUAUGUUUGGUUUAUUUUACAAAUUUGACUGAAUUUACAAAACAUCUGUAGGGUAUUGUUCUUUAUUAUUUAUAAGUUAUUUUUGUUCCUGUGUUAGUAUGUAAGGCCGAAACUGAUAGUACAGUAUUGAAGUAGGCUGUGGACCAACGACAAAUGAUUGCUCAGGCAUCUUCGUUUAGACUGAUUUUUUACUACUCUGACUGCUAUGUUCAAUCAUUAUCUAUGAGAUGGAGCUGGACAUAUACAUACUAUAGCGACAUAUCACUAGAUAAUGGAUGAGCAUCGUUCUAUUUAACAAAUAAGAAAAUCAAGCAUUUAAGUUCGUACAUUUUAUUGUAAAAAAAAAUAAACAAGAAAUCUUAAACCAAUUGAAUGUAUUAAUUUUAAUUGUCACCACUAAUGACGUUAAAAUAUAAUGGAUGUAGAUUUUUUCA